This is a messenger RNA of Cryptotermes secundus, 1768 nucleotides long. RefSeq names its product neuronal acetylcholine receptor subunit beta-3. Bases 91 to 1707 code for a protein of 538 amino acids. The transcript has 11 exons. Gene Ontology annotation, molecular function: transmembrane signaling receptor activity; neurotransmitter receptor activity; extracellular ligand-gated monoatomic ion channel activity. The record is from RefSeq and is a predicted model, not a curated record. Lineage: Eukaryota; Metazoa; Arthropoda; Insecta; Blattodea; Kalotermitidae. Gene Ontology annotation, cellular component: synapse; membrane; neuron projection. Gene Ontology annotation, biological process: nervous system process; signal transduction; monoatomic ion transmembrane transport.
CAUUCACUAUGAACCUAACCCGGAUUGGAAGCUCUUGUCUGCGACCUCCAGGAGAGAGUUGUUGGAACUCGAAGAGAACUCCAUUUUUCCAUGGAUUCGGUACAAUUUCGUUUUGCAGAGACAUUCCAGAAUGUACGAAGCGACGGUGGGAGUGCCUGCGUUGGUUAUCGGCUCCCUGGUGUUGAUUUCGUUUUGGAUAUCCCCACUGGAAGAAAACAGAGUAAACAUCUCAUGCGUCAGCUUAAUUUGUCACUGCCUGUACCUCAUGUAUUUGGGGUCGAAACUGGAGAACACUGGGAAGAAGAGCCCGUUGAUAGUACAGCUAUUCCGGGACUCCCUGUUACUUUCAGGACUAUCCUUGCUGCUUGCCAUCACUUUGCGAUGCUUAACAUCCACUUCAGCAGCCCCCCAUCGCUGGGUAAUUGGGAUCAUAAGUUGGACGCUGAGUUACCGGCCCGGUCAACUUCUUCUCCUGACAAAAAUGUCACCAAAGUAUUGGCUGAGGAAGACUGCAGUACCAGUCCUACACAGAAGACGGAAACACUUCGCCUGAAGGAAGAUAUUCUGCGGGACUACGACACAAGCGUACGGCCAGUGCUUCACCAUAGCAGCCAGACUGUCGUCUACGUCUCCAUGUUCCUUAGGAGUAUCAAUUUCGAGCCAUAUAUCAGCUCGAUUGGAAUUCAUUGUUGGAUGAUCUGGGAAUGGACGGACGAACAUUUACAGUGGAAUCCAUCAGAUUAUGGAGGGUUGGAUAAUCUUCAUGUGGACAGUUACGAGAUCUGGGUGCCAGAGGUCUCCGAGUUCGACUCAAAUACCGUUUGGGAUGUGGAAUUGAAGAUGCCCAGUGGGAGAUGUGAGCUAGAAUCAACAGGCAAAGUAAGCUGUGUUCCUUCAACGGUGUACUUCACACUUUGCAAUCCGGACUUAACCUACUGGCCCUACGACCAGGUUAACUGUUCGCUUCGACUAGGAGCCUGGAUGCAGUACGGGGAGGAGAUUAAUAUCACUACCACACAGGAAAAUGUGAGUACACAGGUUGAUUUGCUUGAUUAUAAAGGAAAUCGGGAAUGGAAUCUGCUGUCUGCCACAGUCAGGAUGCAUCUGGAAGACUACGGAAACAAUAAUACCUUCCCAUGGAUUCAGUACAGCUUCCUGUUACAGAGACAGUCCAGCUUGUACGUGGCUACGCUGGGUGUGUCAGCACUGAUGUUCGCCGUUUUAGUUCUGACCACAUUCUGGCUCCGACAUGAUGGAGCCAGUCGCAUCAACCUGUCAUGCGUCAGUUUGUUCUGCCACUACCUGCACCUCCAGUACCUGGGCUGGCUGCUGGAGAACAACGGUGACACCUGUCCGCUAGUAGUGCUCUUCUUUCGCGACUCGAUGCUGUUGUCAGGGCUGUCCAUGGUGGUUGCCAUUACUUUGCGAGGUGUGACCUCCACUUCGGCAGCCCCUCCUCUUUGGACAGCUCAGACCAUAAGUUGGAUGCUACGUUAUCGGACUGGCCAGCUCCUCCUUCGAUUAAAGCUAUCAGCUGAAGGCGCUGGAUCCGACAGGACGGGAGGAACUGAAGAAUCUGAGCCCAUAGGAAACCUUCCUGCAGACGACACGCAUGGCUGGGCGCUGAUCGCCAUUUUGGUCGAUCGAGUUUGCUUUCUAGUGUUCACUUUGGUGUAUUUAUUCUUAUUUGCUAGAUGUCUGGUGUAAGAGAUAUGCUUAGUUGGAAAUUUCGGAUUAUGACAACAGUAGCCUCUGGUAUGACAUGCUA